Molecule: messenger RNA, 2788 nt
Organism: Colletotrichum phormii
Lineage: Eukaryota; Fungi; Ascomycota; Sordariomycetes; Glomerellales; Glomerellaceae
Product: peptidase
Exons: 3
Coding region: 29-2788 (919 amino acids)
Biological process (GO): proteolysis
Cellular component (GO): cell wall; membrane
Molecular function (GO): serine-type endopeptidase activity
Source: RefSeq, a predicted model, not a curated record
GAGAAGCCGACUCGGCGUCUAUUUGACGAUGCGUCUCGUCGCCCACUUCGCCGCGGUAGCGGCUUGCUGUUUUGCUGUAACUAUCUCCCAAGCAGUGCCCAAGACGUACUUUGUCGAGUUGUCCAAGGACUCGACAGAAGGACUCAGCAUCAGUCCACAUGAUCUCGCCAGCAAGGCAGCCGAAGCGUCUAUCCCGCUGCGUGUGCGAUACGAGUACACCGACAAAAGCGUAUUUUACGGCGUAUCAGUCUCUCUAGACAGCGAUUCAGACAGUGAAAAGUUGCGAGCUCUUCCGGGUGUCGAGAAUGUCGUUCCCGCCCAGAGCGUGGCGCACCCCCAUCGCCCGAGCAGCAACGUGAAGAGGUCUCCUUCCAGCAGCAAGACUAGCGAGCACGUCACACGCAACUAUGACAGCGGUAGAGACCAAUUUAGAUCCUCGCGGUCUCGGAGGGCGGAUGUCGACUGGAACAGUCCACACGCCAUGACGGGUGUCGACCGCGUUCACGCAAAGGGCGUGCUCGGCGAGGGCGUACGCGUCGCCGUCAUCGACACGGGGAUCGACUAUCUGCAUCCGGCCCUGGGAGGAUGCUUCGGAAAAGGCUGCAAGGUCGAGUUCGGCUACGACUUUGUCGGCGACGACUACGGGUUCGGCAACUCCACCCCGAACCCGGGCCCGGACCCGCGGCCGGGCUGUUUUGACAGCUUUCACGGCACCCAUGUGGCGGGCAUUAUCGGUAUGGAGGUUCCCUCCAACGCCUCCAUGUUUCCUGGUCUCGUUGGCGUUGCUCCUGGGGCGACGCUGGGCAUGUACCGCGUCUUUGGGGGUGAUGGGAGUGCGUCGGAUGAUGCUAUUGUUGCGGCUAUGCAGAGGGCUGUUGAGGAGGGUGCCCAUGUUGUGAGUAUUUCGAUUGGGGAGUUUGGGACCUGGUCGGGUUAUCCUGGGUCGAUUCUUCCUGCUGCGGUUACCGCUCUGAGAGCAAAAGGCGUAGCUGUCGUUGCUGCCGCUGGUAACUCUGGCACAAGGCAUAACGCAAAGUUUCCAACGUAUCCGAUCCGUGACUCCAAUGGUGCUGGGUUCCGUUACGGAGCGUUGCAUCCCUUCCCGGAGGGAGAGUAUCCUGUUGCGUGGGCCGGGAGAAACACGUCCACUUACAGGUUUGGCUGUUCGGCUUCCGACUAUCCGUCAGCCGGUAGUCUCCAGGGGCCGAUUUCCGAGUACAUUAUCGCCGUCAAGAGAGGGCCUUCGUGUUCGUCGACGCAGGUUCAGACGUAUGCCUCUGCGGCCAACUUCACUCGUGUCAUUACAUACCGGGAUCCCACCAUCGAUGAUGCUUUCAUCAAAGGCCACGCCGUGCCAACGCCGUCUCUUACUGCGGAUGGAUAUAUCUAUCCUAUGGGCAGCGUGAUUGACGAGAUACUUUCGAACGCGGCCAAGAGCACCGGACAGUACAAGUUGCUUGUUGAGUCCCAGACGCCUCUUCUGGUGGAUCAAAUAGGCGGCGGAUCACCAAACAACUUUAGCAGCAUGGAACCCAACGCCGACUUCGCGUUUAAGCCCGAGAUAGCUGCCCCCGGCGGAAUGAUUCUGGCCACUUUCCCGCUCAUGGAGAACAGCGGCGGUUUUGGCAUCAUCAGCGGCACGUCCAUGGCGACGCCUUACAUAUCGGGUGUAUAUGCUCUGAUCAAGUCACAGAAUCCCGACUUGUCCGUUGAAGAGAUCUUUGAGCUGAUGCAAACCACCGCUGCGCAAGUCAAUAUGGCAGACUAUGAUCUGAUGGCGCCUGCGAUUCAACAAGGAGCAGGUCUGGUUCAGGCGCACAAAGCCGUGUUUUCGGGAACAGUGGUAUCCCCAGGGGAAUUCAAACUGGUUGAUGCCGAGGAGGCUAGUUUCACCAUCGACAACCCGUCAGAUACCGACGUGACAUACAGCUUGUCAAACAUACCUGCGGCUGGUGCAGCGCCCUUCUCAGACGGACCGAGCCGUACCGCGCAAGUCGGCUACAUCCCUCAAUCCUUCUCAGCCAAAUUCGACUUCACAGUUGGAAGCCAGGUCACCGUCCCAGCCGGCGGCUCCGCCAACGUCUCGUUCUCAAUCACUCCCCCAUCAUCACCAGACGCCAGCCUCGUCCCCCUCUUCUCCGGCUUCAUCGGCAUCUCCUCCUCCACCAACGAGACCUUUACGAUCCCGUACAUGGGCCCGGUCUACAACUACAGCAGCACGCCCAUCGUCGGCCUAAAGAACAUCACCGCAGAGCAGCGCCUCAACGCCCUGACACCGACGCGCGACCCCCUCUCCGCCCCGCAAGUCUUUGCCAACGGUGACAAGGCCGAUAUCGGCAACUAUCGCUCCUUUCCGUUCCAGUACCCGGACUACCCUGUCGCGCUAUUCACCUCGCUUCAGCCGAUGCGCAAGUUCCGCUUCGAUAUUGUGCGCGCGAGCACAAACUUCACGCCGACGUGGUACGGCUUCGAUCCCAGCGUGAAAUUUGAUAAUCUCACCGAGACGUCGAUGACGGAGAAUGGUACGAUUGCUGGCGUGCCUAUACUCGGUUCGAAUAUGAUUCAAAACGGGUGGCUGCCGCAGACGAGUUACCAGGCCGGAUGGUCGUAUAGCAUUCUUGAUGUUACGGCUACGAGAGGGUUGGGGUUGAAGAAGGGGUCUUAUCGUAUUUUGCUUCGAUGGCUCAAGUUUUACAAGGAUGAGGAGGAUCCUGCGUCGUGGGAUAGCUGGAUGAGUGGUGUUGUUGAUGUUUUGGAGGACAUUUUUGAGCCGACUGUUCCAUCGUAG